This is a messenger RNA of Coregonus clupeaformis (lake whitefish), 1937 nucleotides long. RefSeq names its product T-box transcription factor Tb (gene tbxtb). The record is from RefSeq and is a predicted model, not a curated record. Gene Ontology annotation, biological process: mesoderm formation; somitogenesis; positive regulation of DNA-templated transcription. Gene Ontology annotation, cellular component: nucleus. The coding region runs from base 179 to 1537 and encodes 452 amino acids. Lineage: Eukaryota; Metazoa; Chordata; Actinopteri; Salmoniformes; Salmonidae. Gene Ontology annotation, molecular function: RNA polymerase II cis-regulatory region sequence-specific DNA binding; DNA-binding transcription factor activity, RNA polymerase II-specific. The transcript has 8 exons.
GGCUAUAUAUUUGGAAACUUGCAAUGGAGUGGAGAAUAUUGGCUAUAUCCAAGUGGAUAUUUGAGUGGAUAGCGUAUUUGGGAGCAUAAAAACGACCCACAAUCAACUUUUUAUUUUUUUAAUCGAAAGGCGUAGCCGCGUGACACGUUAUUUUUCAACCGUGGAGCUGUGGGAUAGAAUGGCCAUAGGUGGCGGGGACGGCCCGGGGAAGACGACACAGUACCGGGUGGACCACCUCCUCACCGCCGUGGAGAACGAGCUACAGGCCGGAAGCGAGAAGGGCGAUCCCACCGAGAGACAACUCAAAGUCGACUUGGAUGAGAAUGAACUGUGGCAGAAGUUCAAGGAACUCACGAAUGAAAUGAUAGUAACCAAAAAUGGCAGGCGCAUGUUCCCGGUGCUGAAAGUGGAUGUUUCUGGGCUGGAUCCGAACGCCAUGUACUCGUUCCUUCUGGACUUCGUGGCUGUGGACAACCACCGGUGGAAAUACGUUAACGGGGAGUGGGUUCCCGGGGGCAAGCCUGAGCCUCAAGUCCCGAGCUGCGUUUACAUCCACCCGGACUCGCCAAACUUCGGAGCGCACUGGAUGAAAGAUCCGGUCUCAUUCAGUAAAGUCAAACUCACCAACAAACUUAAUGGAGGAGGCCAGAUCAUGUUGAACUCAUUGCACAAAUAUGAGCCACGUAUCCAUAUCGUGCGCGUCGGAAGGCCUCAGAGAAUGAUCACGAGCCACUCCUUCCCCGAGACGCAGUUCAUAGCCGUCACUGCUUACCAGAACGAAGAGAUAACCGCUCUGAAAAUCAAAUACAACCCGUUUGCCAAGGCCUUUCUGGACGCUAAAGAAAGAACAGACCAUAAAGACAUUAUGGAUGACAGUGACAACCAACAUUCAAGCUACUCUCAAUUGAGUGGCUGGUUCCUCCCAGGCCCUUCUUCUAGCCCUCACACCCAGUUUGGGAGCCCCCUGUCCCUGUCCUCGUCCCAUGGCUGUGACCGUUACUCCGCUCUGAGAAACCAUCGCUCUGCACCGUACAGCAGCCCCUACACCAGUCGGACCACCUCCCCUACUGGUUUCUCUGAUAGCUCCUCUGGCUGUCUGUCCAUGCUGCCCUCCCAUGACAACUGGUCCAGUCUGCAGAUGCCCUCACACUCCAUGAUGUUGCCCGUGACCCACUGUAGCUCCGCUGGGAUGAACUCCAGCCAGUACGCCAGCCUGUGGUCCGUCAGUAACACGUCCCUGAACCCUGUCACCCAGUCUGGGGAGAUGUCCAACAGCCUAGGCUCCCAGUUCCUCCGAGGCCCCAGCAGUAGCCACUAUCCUGGGCUGUCCCACUCUGUCACAGGACCACCUGGUGGAUCUCCGCUGAAUGACGGCAACACGACCACAGAGGGGUUUGAUAGUAAGACACUAUCGCAGUAUGAUACGUCACUGCACAGUCACGCACGACUGACAGCCUGUUACACCUCCUUCCCUGUAGGGGGAGAGAGAGAGAGACGGAUGGAUGGACAGACAGACAGCGUAGUACAAUCAAUGUAAAAAGGUUUUGGCCAUGUUCUCUGAAAAAAACGUGUUGCAUAGCAACAUGGAUUGUGAUCUGUGAGCAAACCAAAGGUUUAUUGAGCUUGUAUCUUUGCUUUUUAUUUUCCAUGUGAUAAAUGUCUUCAGAUUUAUACAUUAAAAGAAGUACACUGAUCUGUGUUUGCUAAUUGUGUGGCUAACGUGUUGGUCAUAGUGUAAAUAUUAAUAUGAUUAUAUUAUCACCUCAGAAUGGAGGUAUACCAUGUAAAUAGAUAGCAUAAUGUUGCUGUUUGUAGAUGAAUUUUACUGAGAUAUUGUUGUAAAUGGUACUGUACUUGUGAAUUGGUUCAUUUAAUUAAUUGUUUUACUGUAGGCCGGGUGCUGCAGACUGUUCUAGUGCCCUCGCCAAUUUGUUGAU